AUGUUCUUAACUAGAAGUGAAUAUGAUCGUGGUGUAAGCACAUUUUCUCCAGAAGGUAGAUUAUUUCAAGUUGAGUAUUCUUUGGAGGCAAUCAAACUAGGAUCCACCGCGAUUGGAAUUUCCACGAAAGAGGGUGUUGUAUUAGGUGUGGAAAAGCGUGCUACUUCGCCAUUGUUAGAAUCUGAUUCUAUUGAGAAAAUUGUGGAGAUCGAUCGUCAUAUUGGUUGUGCAAUGAGUGGGCUCACUGCAGAUGCUCGUUCUAUGAUUGAACACGCGCGUACCGCCGCAGUAACACAUAAUCUAUACUAUGAUGAAGAUAUCAAUGUUGAAUCCUUAACACAAUCGGUCUGUGAUCUUGCCCUAAGGUUCGGUGAAGGUGCCUCCGGUGAAGAAAGACUAAUGUCUAGACCAUUUGGGGUUGCCUUAUUGAUUGCUGGUCAUGAUGCGGAUGAUGGUUAUCAACUCUUUCAUGCAGAACCAUCUGGAACCUUCUACCGUUACAAUGCUAAGGCCAUUGGUUCUGGAUCCGAAGGUGCACAAGCAGAGCUAUUAAACGAAUGGCAUUCCUCCUUAUCUCUAAAAGAAGCUGAGCUUCUUAUCCUAAAAAUCCUAAAGCAAGUGAUGGAGGAAAAACUCGAUGAAAAUAAUGCGCAAUUGAGUUGUAUAACAAAGGAAGACGGAUUUAAAAUAUACGACGAUAACAAGACUGCUGAAUUGAUAAAAGAAUUGAAGAAAAAGGAGGCUGCAGAGAGUCCAGAAGAAGCGGAUGUUGAAAUGUCAUAA
Molecule: messenger RNA, 783 nt
Organism: Saccharomyces kudriavzevii IFO 1802
Lineage: Eukaryota; Fungi; Ascomycota; Saccharomycetes; Saccharomycetales; Saccharomycetaceae
Gene: PUP2
Product: proteasome core particle subunit alpha 5
Exons: 1
Coding region: 1-783 (260 amino acids)
Biological process (GO): proteasome-mediated ubiquitin-dependent protein catabolic process
Cellular component (GO): proteasome core complex; proteasome core complex, alpha-subunit complex; nucleus
Source: RefSeq, a predicted model, not a curated record